Messenger RNA from Laetiporus sulphureus 93-53, 1380 nucleotides. RefSeq lists its product as uncharacterized. The coding region runs from base 69 to 1070 and encodes 333 amino acids. Gene Ontology annotation, biological process: proteolysis. Lineage: Eukaryota; Fungi; Basidiomycota; Agaricomycetes; Polyporales; Laetiporaceae. Gene Ontology annotation, molecular function: cysteine-type endopeptidase activity. The transcript has a single exon. The record is from RefSeq and is a predicted model, not a curated record.
CUUGAAUUGUAUAAGCGCUACGAUAGGAAUCAUACUUAUUACAUUUCGAGGAAGCCACAUCCAACAACAUGCAGACAUUUGCUGUCAUCAUUGGUAUCAAUAAGUAUUUUUAUGAACAACAUCUACAUGGAGCAACUGGUGAUGCUGAAAGAUUUGCUGAAUGCCUCAGAAGCUCAUUGCAGGUUCCUACGGAGAACAUGAUCGUAUUGCUGGAUGCCGCUGCAACACGGGAUGAGAUCCUGAAAUCUCUUCAUACUCAUCUCCGCGACAACGACCGAAUCCAUCGCGGAGACGCCAUCGUCAUCUAUUUUGCCGGUCAUGGCACCCUCUACGAAACGCAUGUACGCAAACCCAUGGAGGCAAUCAUGCCGGUUGAUAGUGGUUUGGAGUUGCCAGAUGGCACACAUAUUGUCGACAUCAGCGAUCGCCAGAUCAAUCUCUUCCUCAAAGAGCUUUAUGAUGCGAAAGGGGAGAACAUCACCGUCAUAAUGGAUUGUUGCUAUUCAGCCGGGUGCAGCCGUGAUGGCUCUUCCCGGCACGACCAAGUCACUGUUCGCAGCAGGCCUUCUCUCCAAUUCACGUACCAGGACCUCAUCGACGCGGCUGAAGCGGACAAGUGGAAGCGGUGGAGUCCCGGGUCUGCGACCGAUUCCGUAUACCAACCGUAUGAGGAAUCACACAUGUUGCUUGCAGCAUGCUGUUCCAACGAGAAGGCUUAUGAAGACGGAGAGGAAGGCGUGUUCACGCGAAGACUGCUACAAAUGUUGAAUUCCCACUCUCUCAAUUCCAUCACCUAUCAAGAGCUUGAGGAUUACAUGAAUCACGGUUCCGUUACACACCGUCAGUGCCCCGUUGUUGUUGGAAGGCACAAAACGAGCCGCAUUUUCCGGAUCGGCCAUCCCCUCUCGUCUGGCUCUGGCGUGGGUAUCGAGACAGGCGGUAGUACGAACUUAGGCUCGUCCACGAGCAGUGGCGGGCAGGGAUGGCUCCAACGCAGCGUCGUCCGCACCGGGACAUGGAUCAGGCUCAACAUCCUCUCAUACGCCUUCUGGCCCAAGCGCAGACAGUAAAUGGGGCAGAUCAAGCAGUGGCAGCGAGACCGAAGCAGCGGAUUGUCAGGGUAGGGCAGUGGAGGUGGGACUGGGUCGAACACAGGCAGAGAGACAUCUGGUACGGGAAGCGGGUCGACGACGGGGAGUGGGAGUGGGAAAGGUGGCUAUAGCGUGGGAAGGACAGGCGCGGGCGCGGGCUCGUUAAGCGCCAGUGCGGGCGCUUCCUCCUCCUCUUCCAGCGACUGAGGGCUCGCGGCGCCGCUGCUGAAGUCGGUGCGGGCCAGGUGGCGAGUUUUUUUUUUCACGUAAUCCGGCUCCGACCCUGGAG